Messenger RNA from Cyprinodon variegatus (sheepshead minnow), 3163 nucleotides. Its product is annotated as growth/differentiation factor 10-like. Gene Ontology annotation, molecular function: growth factor activity; cytokine activity. Gene Ontology annotation, biological process: BMP signaling pathway; SMAD protein signal transduction. The record is from RefSeq and is a predicted model, not a curated record. The transcript is spliced from 3 exons. Gene Ontology annotation, cellular component: extracellular region. NCBI's taxonomy places the organism in Eukaryota, Metazoa, Chordata, Actinopteri, Cyprinodontiformes, Cyprinodontidae. Bases 131 to 1456 code for a protein of 441 amino acids.
UCUAACCAGGGGCCGCGCUCCUCCAGCACAGACAGCCGUGGACCUCAGACUGUGGAGGAUUUUAUCAUCCGGAAUCCGACUGGAAGUCAGGCUGAAACCACAGCGGCUCUUGUGUUUCAGGUCAUCUCUCAUGGCGAUCCGGCUUCUCCUUUUGCUUCUGACCCUCCAACCCGGCGGGACGCAGCCCGGGUCGGAAGGUCAGGAUGGAGCGCCGCCGCCCGUGGAUCAGCGCGUCUUUGCGCAGGAGAACCAGGACAUGGUCUCCAUCAACAUGUUCAAGGUGUAUGAGAGGUACAGCAAGGAGCCGCAGAGCCGCAGGGAUGGAAACACCGUGAGGAGCUUCAAAGCCGUCCCGAGAGUUCUGCAUGGCAGAGAGGUGCUCCAGUUCAACUUGUCCUCAAUUCAGAACUCCGAGAUCAUCCUUUCUGCCUCUUUUCACUUCCUUAACAGGCGUCCCCGCCACCACCAAAGGCCAUGGCGCUUCAGAAAGCCUCGACACCUAUCCACUGCACUCUGGCAUUCCCACCAGCCCUCCCAGCAGCUUCUCUUCUAUGGAUCCCCCCACGAUUCUGCAUUUGCAACACCACUGGGGAACAUAAGUCUUGUAUCUCUCAAAAAAGGCUCUUGGCAAACCAGAGAUGUGACAACCGUGGUAAAACGGGCCAGGGAGGUAAAGGAGAUGGUUAUCACUGUGGAGACUGAUGUGGGGUUUGAAGCAGCCGGCAUGCAUCAAAGAGGAGCUCUCAGCCAUGAGCAUCUCUCUCCAGCCAACCUGCCUUACAUCUUGGUGUAUGCCGAUGACCAAGCUAUAGACGAGCCAAACAGCGUUGCCCUUUCCCUUCAGAGGUAUGGACCAUUUCCUGUUGGGGAUGAUAUAUCUGCCUCCACCUCAGCAUCCAGAAUCCGGAGAGAGCUACACCUUCAGAUCCAAACCAAUGACAUUCCAGAGGUUCAUUUCAGUGCUUUUAAAAACCAUGAACUGUGGCAGAACACAUAUUUCCCACCUAAAGCCAAAGCUACAGUCAAAAAUGGGAGAAAGCAUGGCCAGGUGAGCAGUGAGGAUAUGAACAAGCCACAGGUUCUGAACUUUGAUGAGAGGACAAUGAAAAAGGCCAGAAGGAGACAGUGGAGUGAACCCAAGGUUUGCUCCAGACGCUACCUCAGGGUUGACUUCGCAGACAUUGGGUGGAGCGAAUGGGUGCUGGCACCGAAGUCUUUUGAUGCCUAUUACUGUGCUGGCACAUGUGGAUUCCCUAUACCUAAAUUGGCACAUCCAUCCAAUCAUGCCACUAUCCAGAGUAUCGUCCGAGCUGUUGGAAUCAUCCCUGGAGUCCCUGAACCAUGUUGCGUUCCUGACAAGAUGAGUCCCCUUAGUGUCCUCUUUCUGGACCCAGACAGAAACCUGGUGCUAAAGGUCUACCCUGGAAUGUCUGUGGACACGUGCGGCUGUCGGUAGGACCGUCCAAGCCUAUGAGAAGCGCCAUGAAUGAAAAGACUCAGAGAAAGACAAUACCAUAGAGGCAAAGGGAAAAUUUUGAGAAAUGUUAAGAAUGAUGUGAGAUGUUAAGGGGAACUGAGAAAUGCUUUUUUAUCCAAAUUGUUCUUGUUUUCUGAUCUGAGGGAAUGUUGCCUUAAACUAUGCUGCUUUAUUAACAGGUUUUAAAGCUAAUAUUCAUGACCUAUUAUUUAAUUAUUUCCUUAAAUCAAUUAAGAAGAUACAGAGGAGUUUACCUUAAGAAACAUCUACACAUCGUUUUUGAUUGCCUCAAUUUUUAAUAGCUUUAGUCUUGAUUUUCUAAUCACAUAAGUGAUUCUGCCUUUGAGCAAACUUGUGCUUGGACUCGAAGGGACCUACGUUUUCAGGGUCACCUCAGACUCUUAAGGAGCAACUCUGUCCAGGAAACUCAACUCCCCAAUUAUCCAUUUGUGUACAUCUGUGGAUGAAAUGGAUGUCAGCUGCUUUCUCUUUAUGCUUUCAUCGUUCAUUUUCGUGUAUCCCUGUUUUAGCUGAGCUGACAAACUGCAACGCCACGGAGAACACCCUAAAAGGAAACUGCAGAAAUGCUCACUUUGUGUCAAGUUAAUCAUUGUCAUGAUAAAACUUAGUUCCAAUAGCUUUGUUCCUGUGUUUUACUGCUAAAUAAUGUAUUUGGUCUUCCAUUGAGUGCUCCAGCAUAUCAAAGUGUAUGCUUCAGGCUUCUGCAUCACGGCAUGACUGGGUGAUAAACAGUCCAACGCUGCCAUCUGGUGUGCGUUCUAUGAAAGGUAAUGAAAUGUGAAAUGAAAGACUUUCUUUACACUUGUAGCCUGUAGACAUUAUACACCUAGUGAUAUGUAAAAAUAAUAAACGGAUGAAGGAUUUUAACAAUAGGUAAAAAGAUAAAUGUACGUAUUUACAAGAAAGUAUGAACCUUUAAAGCGCAAUUAAAUAGUACUACAGUGGUGUAUACUUCAACAUAUUGCAUGGCAUUGUUUUUUUUAAAUUGACUUGUAUGUUCACUCAAUGGUAAAUACUGAAUUAUAUAAACUGCUAACUGUAAUGAAAGCCAAUAAUGUUUUAGGAAAAAAAAAAACAUUUUAUGAACUAAGAAAGGGUCUUGGUUUUUGGUUUGUAAAUCUGAGAAAAACAAAAAUCUAAACAGUGUUUCUUUAAUAGAUGUCUGUAAAAAAAAACAUUUCUAACCAAUGUACAUUAUUUUUGCCUAUCAGAAUUAUGAAGAUAAAUACUCAGAAAGUGUCCUUAUCUAACCCCCUGCUUUAACUGAUAUUGGAUCUUAUCCCUUUUCAGACCACUUUAUUCUUUUUUUAUGUACAACCAAAACUCAAAGUGGCCUCCUUCUGUGGGUGUCUUUUGUUUCGUUAUUUUUUUAACAAUAGACUUUAGGAAAAUACCUUUAAAUCUUUGUUGUCACAUAUGAGUUGAUGCAUGACGACAAUUUCUUUUUGUUUUUUACUCAGAAACAUCAAGUUCAAAGAAACCAAAUAUUAUGACAUCCUGGAAGUACAAAUCUACCUGAACUCUUUCAGAUAAAACAUUCGCCAACUUUUACAUUUUUGUAACUGAACACAUAAGUUGGAGUGUGGCUAAUAUGCUGGCUGUUGAAAUAUCUAAUUUAUUAAUUAAUUAAUAUUAUUAAACAUAUUCUCAUAUGGUCAAACCACA